Messenger RNA from Didymodactylos carnosus, 1020 nucleotides. The record is from the annotation of a GenBank genome assembly. Lineage: Eukaryota; Metazoa; Rotifera; Eurotatoria; Philodinida; Philodinidae.
AUGAGCAUUGCAGAAAAACCGUUUCCACGACAGUAUUUUGAUCGACCUGAUGUUAUUGAAUCUUCAACCCCAACGACAACAACAACCGCACUGACAAUAGCCGAUAAUUCAAACGUUGACACUACGACACCUCGUCAUGUUUGGUAUUACGAAGGACGUGGUGGAUGGUGGCAGUACGAUCAACGAACAAAUACAGAUUUAGAUGCAGCAUUUAUGAACGGCCAACGAAAUAUAGAUUUAUUAAUAGCUGGCUUUGUUUACGUUAUUGAUUUUGAAAAUAUGCUGCAGUAUAGACAGAACGAAACACAACGUCGACGAAGAAUUAAAUAUGAUUUAGUAACUGCACCAAAAAAAGGCGUUGCUGGUCUAAAGUUAAAUGAUAGGCAAAGGCGAGAUGAUCCAGAAAAUCAAUCUCAAGUGCUCUCGUCAUCAACUACUGUCACUACCGCACCACAGUCUUCGCAUGCCAUUCGAAUAACAUCAGAUGCGAAUAUCGUUCCAUCGUUAAGACCAAUGGUUUCAUCUGUUACGGGUACAUCACCACCUCAAGCUGAAAUCUUAGUCCCUCUAGCGACUGCUUCUAGUAAUAAUGACGAAAAUAAUAUUUCACGUUCCGAUGCUGAUGGUGGAGAAGAAAUCGAAGUCUCACAACUACCUCUCUCGAAUCGAUCAAUAAUCGACGAUUCUGUGCCAGUGCGCAGACCGGUGUUAGGUGCAUCUAAUUAUCAAACGUGGAGAUCAAAUAAUGAAUCAAAUAGUGGUGUUACCGUUCGGGGAUAUGUGGGUAAUUUUGACUCAGAUAGUUCCGUUGAUACUGAAGAUGAUGAUAGUGAGGAGGAAACCAAUAGCAUUCGACCAACAUUGAUUGGUGAAGCCAGUGAUAAUAUUAGUCGUCGUGCAGAUUUUUUGCUUGGAUCUUCCGGGUAUACACCAACCUCAAACAGAUCAACAAACAAUAAUAGUUCAACUUUGUUAUCCGAUUCAAUAAUGGAGCUGCAUGUUACACCUCGUACUCAUUGA